AUGGCCUGCAUCUUCGGGUCCCAUCGACGAGUGAACAGUUGCGUUGACCGCAAACAAACCAAGUGUAGUCUUCUGGGUGAUGAGCUGUUGACUCAUCUAAGUUGUAACUGUCCUCAAAAUCGUGUUAACACCGGUCCCCUGUGUGAGACUGUGCGUGUGAACUUUGAAAACCUUCAAACUCCAUUGACUGCAAUCAGAGAAGUCACUCCCACCCUGCCGCUUCACAUCUCACUGGAAUUUAUAUGCAAGGAUUUUCGCGGAACAGGCGUACUAUUCACUCUCGGUGAUUACAAAAAAGGACUGGUACUUGAGUUGGCUUUGAAUUACGGGCAACCUGUAAUCGCUCUGAAUAGCAGGAGGCAGACUGCAACUGUUGGCUCCCUUCACGACAACGAGUGGCAUCGCCUGGAUCUUUUCAUGGCAAAAACUCCAAUCGGUGUCGACGUCACUCUAAUUGUUGAUCGAUGCGUUGAUAAACGGAGAUGUGGCCGAAAACUGACCUUCAAUGGAAUCACCACCACCUCCUCAACGAUUUCAGGACCCCUGGCACUCAACACUCCCUCUAUUGAUGGCCACCGUCUAAGUGAACUCUGCUUGGAGAAUAUUGUCAUUAAUUCAGAGCUAGUGGAUCUCUUCGAGGCUACAACAAUGAGACUUCGUGCCCGGGGGUGUCCCAAAUGCGAGGAGGCCUGUUUCUUCAGCGAAGCUUUCAACAGUGCCGGUCGAUGUGGCAGUGAGGGCAUCUGUCGCAAUCCCAUUGUCGCCGCUAUUGAUCAGUAUGUGUGUACAUGCCGACCCGGCUACCAGCCUGUCCUACAGAAGGAUCAUUUUAAUGGCAGUCCCCUCAACACCAGUAUCCCCUGUGCUCAGCGUGAGUUGAGUGAAAUGCCGAUGGCCGAUUUUACGCCCUUAGCAUUGUGCCCUGAAGAUAUCCGAAUGCGUGCCAUUCCAACAGUGGGUUCAUUAUGA
This is a messenger RNA of Echinococcus granulosus, 969 nucleotides long. RefSeq lists its product as hypothetical. The transcript is spliced from 6 exons. NCBI's taxonomy places the organism in Eukaryota, Metazoa, Platyhelminthes, Cestoda, Cyclophyllidea, Taeniidae. The coding region runs from base 1 to 969 and encodes 322 amino acids. The record is from RefSeq and is a predicted model, not a curated record.